Frankliniella occidentalis (western flower thrips) is the source of this 3405-nucleotide messenger RNA. RefSeq names its product semaphorin-1A-like. The transcript is spliced from 5 exons. Bases 590 to 943 code for a protein of 117 amino acids. Gene Ontology annotation, molecular function: protein binding. The record is from RefSeq and is a predicted model, not a curated record. Lineage: Eukaryota; Metazoa; Arthropoda; Insecta; Thysanoptera; Thripidae.
GCUGUGCGGGCGCGCGCGCGCGUCAGUCGAGCGCCAGCCGCUGCGCGUGGAACAGGCCGUCUCUGCGUCGCUCCGCCGGCCGCCCGUGCCUCCUCUCGUCGAGAGCGCGUCGUGUGUGCGAACGUCAACUCUACCGGCUAACCCGACCAGGAUAACUAAAACGACAACGGGCAGGAUAUCCGAGUGCUACUGUGUGUGGUGUUUUCAAGCUGUCGGCGAGCUCGCACCGCAUCCCAAAAAGAAAUGCCGAGCGAUAUUGUGUAAAUUGUGCCGCUGUGGUGUGUUGUGGUUUGUGAGUGUGUGUGAUCCAAGUGAUAUUUAUGAUAAAGUGACGACGACACUGAAACUGAGUGUCGUGACAUAAAGUGCUCUCAACUCUACGAAAAGCACGGGGUCCAAACCCGUGCUGCAACACCCUCCCUUUUGGAUUACUCUUGGAAUAUAUUUCUCUCAUCGCGACACGGAUUACAACAGCGUCUUAUAUGGAGCGGUUACACCGGCGGUCGCGAUGCUGACGCGGCGGCGCGCCCGGGCGUGCCCCAGCCCCCGCCAAGGAGGCCCCCCCGAGCGCUAGCCGGCGCUAGCCGCCAUGGCCGGGGUCCGGGACCAGCUGCGGACCUGCACGCCGUCGUCGUCGGUCGCCGUCUUCGUCGCCGCCUUCUUCGCGCUGACGGGGGUCGUCGUGGGAGCCUGGGUCCAGGACGUGCCCGCCCGUCUAGUCAUCGGAUAUGGCCUUGAGGACGAGAUCCAGAUGUUCAAGGGCAACGAGUCCCAUAGAGACCACUUCAAGCUCCUCCAGCGGGAGGGGUCAGCGCUUCUCGUCGGAGCGAGGAACAUCGUCUACAACAUCAGUCUCCGGGACCUGAACGAGUUCUCAGAACAGGUAUGCCUUUUUACAAGAGCGUCAUCCGUCGAUACCUUUGAGAGGUUCAUCUAUCAGUAAGCCAAUAUGAACGCCGAUGAUACCAAACUCUUUCGUGUCAUUUCCAGCAAUUGCUGGGUCAACCCUUAACCUUAAGUCAUAUCCCCGGUGCUAGUAGUGCCACUGUGCCCUUCCUAGGCUGCCGUCGCCCUGCAGCAUGAGAGCUGGGCGGCGGAGUGGAAACUACUUACCCUCCUGUAAUUGAUACGAUUGACAUGUUGGCUCGUUGACAGCCCUGCGCGCUAAUUACCCGCCGGGUAAGGGGAGGGGGGCCAGUGGCGACGACGAACUGGAGAAAAACAAGUCACGGCCACGUCUGACUUUGGGUAACUAACGACGGGAGAGCUGAAGAAGAAGACGAAGAAGAAGAAGAAGAAGAAGAAGAAGAAGAAGAAGAAGAAGAAGAGAGCGUCUUGCUAUGAAAAAGGUGUCGCUAAAGUUCGAGUGAAAGCGUGAAAGCCACUGCCGAAAACUGAGGGGAUCUCGGAGCAGACACCCGAGACGUACACGCGGGCUGGGUCGCCUCUCUGACAAAUUAUAAGAUGGAAGAUAGGAGCUCCUGCGUGUUGAAGAGACGUUGAUUGUCUUUGUCAACAAAAGAUUAUGUUCACCAGCCCCAUCAACUACUUUGAUUAAUUCCAUUGACGUUAAGCAUGUCGUUAUGUGGUAAUAUUUGUUUUUGCGAGAGAUGCGGAUAAGUUUAGGUACAAACAUCUCGUUUGCAGACGCACAGGUGUUAUCGGGGCGGCCUAUUGUUGUGUGCGGCCCCAGUUUAUGUCGUCCAUUGUAAACUUGGACCUUAUCAGAGAGGCUGCAAGCGAUUAGUGUUAAAUCGACUAUAACUCUGUUUGGGCGGCGUCGUCGUGGUGAUGGAGAGCGAGAGCGAGUGAGAAAGAGUAACUCAGGGGUCAGUAGCCCUGAUAUCCGCUCGCCUCCAUGGCUGAUCUGCUGGUCCUAAUGCACCACAAUAGACCGCCACAAGCAGGUUGAGAUUGGGGGGAGGGGGAAGGCGGCCCCUGCCCCUCUUCUUCCUCCUUGGCAUCAUCCCAUUCCCCGCGAGGGAUAUUGGAGUCGAUUGGAGAUGACAUCUGUACCCACACCAUGUUUCCUCAUCCUGAGGAAGCGCUUCCCACUAGCGGCCCGGCUGGGGAGGGGCGGGGCCUGCCCGGGGCCUGCGGCGGGCACGUCGCCGAAUCGUUACCGAAUGUGUCGGGGACACAAUCUGGCCGUCCAUCUAUACGCCAUUUCUCCACGGUAAAAACGACGUCCCGGUUUUCAUGAUGAUUUGAAAAAACCAAUACUCUCAUAAUGCAAGAGAACGUCUUGUUUUUUCCAAACCGUCGUGAAAACCAGUACGCGUUUUUAUACCGUCUCCUGUUGAAGUCCUGGUGUCUAUCAGCCUAUCUAUCUAUCUAUCUAUCUAUCUAUCUAUCUAUCUAUAUCUGUGCCCUGUAAGGUUUUUUAAAUACUGAGUUUUUCCGUUGUUUCAAGAAAGGAUUCACUGUUUUACCCUUCCUGGCUGGGGUGUGUCCUUGUCCUACUGCACCCCUCCCCUUCACUAUACCUCUUUCUCUCUUUCACCUCAGGGACAAAAAUGCUAAGGUCGAUCUCGCGCGCUGGCGCUGCAAAUGUCAUCGGCAGUCCUAUGACGUGAAAGUUUGUUUUUGAAGGUGGGAAAUCGUUUUUGUUACAAAAUGAUGUAGAUAUUGUGUACAGAUGUAUACAAAUGUAUACAAUAGUAUACAAUUUUAUCCACUACAUGACGUAGUGUGACGGGUGUGGCCGGUGAAAUCGAUAUAGCUCUAUUGGCCAACAGAACUAUAAUUAUGGUGGCAGUUGUGGUGCUUCGAGUGAAAAGAAUUUCUCUUGAUGGGUACAGACAGAAAAGAAAAGAGCAAAAGUAGAAGUCGUCUUGUUCUUCUUACUGUCGAGCAGGCGGGCGCCUGCGGUGGAAAGCAACAAAGUCAAUCUCGGAUAUCGACGCCAAUGAAGAAUAUCGGGAAACUGUUGAGCCGAACUCCAAACCUGUUACGCAAGCCUAGCCCCCUCGCUGUAAUGGGUAUCAAUUUUAAGUUUUUCGUUGAUGGGGGUGCUCUGCCUUUCGCCUUCACCCACGCUUUGCACAGUGCCCAGAAAUUUAGUAUGAGCACAAGUUCUCCAAUUCUAUGAACUGUUCGGCUAUUUUGAAUGCCGAAUUCUGCAUGUUCUUCAAAUACUUUUCCAUUUUGAACAUAGUUUGGCAACUAACAGGCUCUGUAAACGCAGAUGUCUGAAUGUUGUUAACUUUUUCGAAACCAGGUUUACUGAUAUAUUGAAAUAACAGCAGGUCUUUAAAGUCUCGUUGUGCGUUUAUGUCGGGCAGUAGAGCAAUCGUACAAAAAUUCCCUCUCUUGGUAGUGUACCUUUUUUUUAUCGCUGCCGCCGGCGAGGCAGGCUCGCGGGCGUGCGUCCCGCCCGGGGCGCCAGUCCGGCAAUUUGUAACC